Messenger RNA from Strigops habroptila (Kakapo), 2564 nucleotides. Its product is annotated as Krueppel-like factor 2. Gene Ontology annotation, biological process: regulation of transcription by RNA polymerase II. Bases 120 to 1367 code for a protein of 415 amino acids. The record is from RefSeq and is a predicted model, not a curated record. NCBI's taxonomy places the organism in Eukaryota, Metazoa, Chordata, Aves, Psittaciformes, Psittacidae. Gene Ontology annotation, molecular function: DNA-binding transcription factor activity, RNA polymerase II-specific; RNA polymerase II cis-regulatory region sequence-specific DNA binding. The transcript is spliced from 3 exons.
GGGCGCGGGGUGGCGCAGAGCAGCGCUGCCGCCGCCGCGGGGAGCGGAGCGGUGCCGGGCUCCGCGCACCGCGCUCCCUCAGCCCGGCCCCGUCCCGGUCCCCCCCCGCCCGGCCCGCCAUGGCGGCGGCCGUGGACGAGAGCACCCUUCCCUCAAUCUCUACUUUCGCCAACUUGCUGCCGCUGGAGGAGCGGCCCGCCGACAUGCUCCAUAGGAUGCUGCAGCAGGACGGCACCGCCGCCGUCAAGCGGGAGGAGGACGACUUGGGCAAGUUCGUGGAUUUGGACUUCAUCUUGGCGCACACAAGCAGUGGCGGGCAGGGGCCUCCUGGCCCCAACUACCCCCUGCCCGAGACCCCUGAGAGCUGCGGCACCACCUACGACAGCGACGGCUCCUACCCCACGCCGGGCAAGUUCCCGGCGCCUUACCCCGAGGGCCAGGGCCACAGCUACGUGGCGGAGCUGCUCACCCCGGAUCUGCCCGGCCACUGCGACCUGCAACGGAGGGAGUACACGGAGCUGCGGGUGCCCGGCGGCCCCCAUCACCCUCACCACCCUCCACACCACCACGCACCCCUGCACCCAGCCCUGGCCCGCCCGCUGCCCCUGGACCCCGCUCAGCCCUUCGGGCCCCGCAUCAAGAAAGAGCAGCCAGAGGAGCGCGCCUGCAUGCUGGGGCUGCCCGCCGCCGAGUACCUGGGGCCGGGCGGCGGCGAGCACAAGCCACGCGUAGCGCCGGGUCCCGGGCCGGGACCGGUGCCGGGGCCGCCGCUGCCUUACCCAGGCUUCGCUCACGGCCGCCUGGGGCCCUCCGAAGAGCCGCUGCCCGGCGCCGACUCGCACCUCCUGGCCGACCUGCCGCCCCACUACGCCGUGGCCCCGCAUCGCUACGCGCCCCACUUCGCCCCCCAGCCGCCGCCGCAGUUUCAUGGACACUUCAGUGUUUUCAGGGAGCCCCUGAAGGGGCCGGGGCCGGGCCCGGCGGGGUUGCCCGGGCUGCUGGUCACGCCGCCCAACUCCCCGGUGCUGGAGUACUUCCCGGCCGGGGCUCCCCCCGAGGACUGCAAGCCCAAGCGCGGCCGCCGCUCCUGGGCCCGCAAGCGGACGGCCACGCACAACUGUGAAUACCCGGGCUGCGGCAAGACCUAUACCAAGAGCUCCCACCUCAAGGCGCACAUGCGGACCCACACAGGCGAGAAGCCCUACCACUGCACCUGGGAAGGCUGUGGCUGGAAAUUUGCCCGCUCCGAUGAGCUGACCCGCCACUACCGCAAGCACACAGGGCACCGGCCCUUCCAGUGCCACCUCUGCGAGCGGGCUUUCUCCCGCUCCGACCACCUCGCCCUCCACAUGAAGCGGCACAUGUGAGCGGUAGCUGUGGCUGGACUCUGUGUCCCCAGAGCCAGCUCAUGGUGUAAAUAGCGUCAGGCAGGGGAUGGCACUGGGGAGCAGCCUGGCCAUCUCUGCUUGUAGUUGAUAACUAGUUUUCUCCUCCUGCCCCUGCUGUGAGAACUGGGCCCAGCUGUGUGGUGGGGAAGGGCUGCUUUGGGGUGUAGAUGGGGAGUAAAGCUGCAAGGAGUGCCUCCAGCCCCUGCCCCAUCACCACUCAGCUCCCAGUGCCUGGAGGGUCCUACCCUCCCCAGCCAGGAACCUGGUGAGUGGGGGGGCUGGUGCAGCAGGGAUCUGUCCCCAGAGCUCCUGGCUUGUAUUUGGCAUCAGCUUAACCUUCUCCCCCUAAAUCCUGGCACCCCCUGGCUCCAGGCACUGGGGUGGCUGACUCUGGCCAGGUUUCGGCCAGAAACCCGUGCCCACUGGGUGUGUAGGUUGCGGCGCUGGGAAGUGGGUUCCUGGUCUUCUCGGUUGUGGCCAUCAGAACAAACCUCCUGACCCAAAAGCCCAGCAUGGAUAGGGUGAGGAUGGCACCUGACUGGCUCAUGGCUAUAAAGGUUUGCAGGGGUUGGCAGUGCAGCAUCACCUUGCACAGGGAGCGGGGAUGCUUCUGUUGCCAGUUUGGGACCCUGCCGGGCAGGCCGGUCCUGGCUGUUCCCAUGAGCCUAAAAUGGCUCUUUGGGCUCUUGUCUGCUUCCAUUUGUCUUGUUCUUCCCCUCAGGAUGACACCAGGUACUGCUGCAGCUGCCUUCCCCAUGCUGCUUUUUUAAACUUAGCGUGUAAAGGACAGUGAGUCCAGCUAUGAAUGCCCAGGUCUCUGCUAUACUUGAAACUUUCAUAGAAGAAAAACAAAGAGAAAACUCAAAAAGAAAUUGAGUCUUUUUAUGUGCAGCUUCUGCAAAGCAAGUUGUAAAUUAAACAAAGCAGUAAUAUAUAAUGUUUCUGGUUUUUUUAAUAUAUUUUUUUCUUCCAGCUGGGAACCCAGAUGAGUCUCGGCUUUGGGAAGUGCACUGUUCCCGUCUGUGUAUAUUGUUAAUUAACAUUUCUUUGCUUGGGCACGUUAGGUCUCUCGCACUCUGAAAUGUUACUUUUCUUUAUAUGCAAACUGUUGAAAUAUUGUGAUCUGCUGUAUAAUAAAUAAACAAGAUGUAAACAUGAAAGAGCCAGGAGAGUUUA